Molecule: messenger RNA, 1224 nt
Organism: Tetrahymena thermophila SB210
Lineage: Eukaryota; Ciliophora; Oligohymenophorea; Hymenostomatida; Tetrahymenidae
Exons: 3
Source: RefSeq, a predicted model, not a curated record
AUGAAAGCUCUUAAUUUAUUAGUUCCUAGAAUCUUGAUGUAGUCUUCAGCAACUCUUUUCAUGAAGCCUUCUUUCAAUAUUUCCUUUUUAAAGAAAGGUUUAGAAAAGAUGAAAGAAGAAUAGGAAUAAAAACUAAAGGAUCUUUAAUAGUAGCAAUAAGCCCAAUCAUUGUAGUUAAAAGAAAACGAAAUCUUAUAGUAAAAACAAAGUACAUAGUAGGCUUAAAGUGCAGAUCCUUAUUAAAAUGCUUCAAGCGAUAAAAUUUCAGAUGAGCUAGCUGAAUAAAUGAGAGAUUAAUAGCUUCAAGAUGAAAUGGAGUUCGAAGAACUUAGCAAGCAACAUAAGUUACUACAGGCAAAUGUUAACAAAGAAUGUGAUAUCCCUUACAGAUUAUAUGGUAUGCUUAAAAUGCCAAAAACCAAAGCCGCAUACAUGCCUGAAAGAGUUUUCGCAGAAUAGAGAAUUCCCAAGUACAUGGUCAUUGACCACUUAAAGAAAAUUUACUUGGGUACUCUUCAUUCUAUUGUAGAUUUGGAUGAAGAAUUCUUGAAUGAAUACUUAGAGGCAGGAUUUGCUAAAAAGUUGAUUGAAAGAAUUAAAGAGUUAAAAAAUUAAGGAUAUAAGCUAGAACUUUAUCAAGAUAAUAAUGGUAUCCGUGGAGAACCCAUCACACAAGAAACUUAUUUAGGAGAUAUGGUUAUGGUUAGAGGAUUAAGUAUUGACAGAAGUAAGAACUUAAGUUAAAAUGAUUAUCACAUGUGGAAGGAUAUUGAUGAUAUGGGUUUAGUUGUUUACACUCCAAGAUAUUUAAGCAACCCUGAUGAAUUUAUAAAUCCUGAAAAGAAUAAAACUAUUUAUGACGAUUACAAAAAAGUUAUCAUGAGAGUAUUAGUUUAUUUAAAAAAUCCCUAUAGAAUCAGAAUUAUUCGUCCUGAUGGAACUCCAAUUGAAGUUGAUGAUAAUUUAUAUACUUGGGAACACAUCGCUCUAUUCGAAACCUAAAUGAGGGUACCUCCUUAAUUUAAGAGUGAUUAUAAAUUAGAAAACUAUAUGGAAUGGCUUGGUAAAUUUAAUUUUGGAGUUUGGAGAAUGGCUGAUUUGGAUAACUGGAAUCUUGGUAAUCCUUUAAUUGUUAAAGACAGUGAUAGAGAUAAAUUCAAAGACGAAGUCUUUAAAGACAGUAAAUACGAUCCUGAAUAUAAUAUCGAUAUCAAAAACGUUUGA